CGCAUUACCAUUUCCGCAGGCGACGUUUAAAUGCUGCAAUCCGGCACUCGUCCUAUAAAGCGCGCAGCGCGUACUACGUACGCCCCUUGUCGCUCCGAAAGUCAGCCUCAAGAGAAGCGAUCUACUGGAAAUGGCAUCCGGUUUUUCUGUAAUUUCUUCCUUUUCGAAGCCCUCUUUUUGUAGAUUUUAGAGAUGUUUAAACUUUGACAAGCUCCUGAAAAUCUGAGAAGAAUGGUGUUGGUCCUAGCACUGGGAGAUCUCCACAUCCCUCACAGGGCACCUGAUUUGCCAGCAAAGUUCAAAUCCAUGCUUGUUCCUGGGAAAAUCCAACACAUCAUAUGUACUGGAAAUCUAUGCAUCAAAGAAGUCCAUGAUUACUUGAAGAGUCUUUGCCCUGACAUGCAUGUUGCUCGAGGAGAAUACGACGAGGAUGCACGCUACCCUGAGACCAAGACUCUUACCAUUGGUCAAUUUAAGCUUGGACUCUGCCAUGGUCAUCAGGUUGUCCCUUGGGGGGAUUUGGAUUCUCUAGCAAUGCUCCAGAGACAGUUGGAUGUGGACAUCCUUGUUACAGGCCACACCCAUCAAUUCAAGGCAUACAAGCACGAGGGAGGCGUCGUCAUAAACCCUGGCUCUGUGACGGGUGCCUACAGCAGCAUUACUUACGAUGUCAACCCGAGCUUCAUCCUCAUGGACAUUGACGGCCUGCGCGUCGUGGUGUAUGUUUACGAGCUCGUUGAUGGAGAGGUGAAGGUUGACAAGAUCGAUUUCAAGAAGACUGUGACCUCUUGACCGCUCACUGAGCAGGAGACAUGCUGGAAGCAUAUGCAUCUUUUCCUCCAUUUGCAGGUAUUGUAAGCAGGCUGUGGGAUUCAUGGUUUACAAAUGAAAUGGUUGUGAACACAGGCUUGCUUGAUCAUUAUAAAAUGAUUCGUGCUUUGAAGACAUUUCUUGCAGUAAUCUUGGAAGGAAAAUGGUUUUAGUAGAA
Magnolia sinica is the source of this 988-nucleotide messenger RNA. RefSeq names its product vacuolar protein sorting-associated protein 29. The record is from RefSeq and is a predicted model, not a curated record. The transcript has 4 exons. Bases 232 to 792 code for a protein of 186 amino acids. Gene Ontology annotation, biological process: intracellular protein transport; retrograde transport, endosome to Golgi. Lineage: Eukaryota; Viridiplantae; Streptophyta; Magnoliopsida; Magnoliales; Magnoliaceae. Gene Ontology annotation, cellular component: endosome; retromer complex.